AUGACGAGCCCCAGAAAUUCCCCUCUUGGAGCAUCACGCCACUCGAGUAUCCCAUCAUCAGAUCCAGGGGGCAUUCCACCCUUGUCCAGAGCGACAGUCGUUAAACAUCCGAAGGUCCGGAAGACUGUGAGCAGCUCGAGGAGCAAAGCUAAUAUUUCAAAGCAAAAUAAAGACCAGAAAAAUAAAGGAAAAUCAGCGCUCGUUACUCCUUUAGAAUAUGCGCAGAAGUUGAAUUCUGACUUGCCAAAGAAGCGCAAGUCUGAUUACCUCAAGGGAAAGCAAAUACUGUAUGUCGGUGGGGACAUGCAGUAUGCAGGCGUCCUGACGCGUGGUCGCAUGGACUACAUCAUCAAGCAUGGUGGCACCUUGGUACCAUCGUACGACCCUACUACCGUAACUCACAUCGUGACGGAUGCGACAACUCGCCCGACCCUGAAAGCCCUCGGAUUAAAAUCGUUGAAAGAGAUCCCUGACAAUAUCCCAACGGUCACUUGGAGUUGGGUAAUAUCCGGGUAUGGUCGCAAGGCUAACGCCAUAGAUGAUGAUGAAAGCCUUCUCGAUUUCGAAUUUCUACACGCGGCAUUCCCUCAACGCAUCCAUGCCGGUAGAAGCUGGCAGAAGAGAGGACAGGGAAAUUUGGUUCAGACAAAGGCACAAGUAACCGCAUCUACGGACGACCUUGGUGGAGAUUCCAGUCACAUUUCCUCCUUCACUGAAGAUCAUCUAACAAAAAAUCAACAGCCCCUAGCGGCAAUGCUAGUCGUUCUUCCUCCUGCACCCCAUACAUUUGUUCCCACGGGGAAAGCUUCCAGCACAGCCCGUCAUAAUAAUGACCAAAGCAAUCACAAGCCACAGUCUAAUACAGAAGACCCUCUUGCUGAAUUUUACGAGAAAGCGAGGGCUGAACGAGAGCAAGCUAGAGGCCUCGGACAGAGCGAGACCGACGAGAGCGAUCAAGAAAAAGAAUUUUCGAAACCAGCACAUGGUUUUACAUGCGACCGAAAGGAACCUGAGCAGCGUGGAUGCAUGAAUCAAGAUAUCAUUGAAAAGCUGGAGGAACUUAUGGAGUUGCACAAGGCAAAACUAGGUGAAGAUGAUCGUUGGCGAGUGUACAGCUACUCGAAAUGUAUUCGUGCCUUGCGCAAUUAUCCAAAGAAAAUCAAAUCAUUCAACGAGGCCCGGUCAAUCACGGGCGUCGGUGAGAAGACUGCUCGAAAGAUCAUGGAGAUCAUCGAAACCGGUGAUUUGAGACGCAUUGGCUACGAAAAAACGGAUGACGUCGAAGCCGUUAACUUAUUUCAGGGGAUAUAUGGAGUCGGCCGACAAAUAGCUUAUAUGUGGUAUAAUAACGGAUGUCGGACGCUAGAUGAUGUUCGAGCUCGGAAAGGUGGCAUUAAAUUAUCUCACGCGCAGGAAGUUGGUUUACAAUUCUAUGAUGAUAUCAAUGAUAGAAUGCCACGCAGUGAAGCAGAGAGUAUCUUCAACUUAAUUAGACCCAUUGCUCUUGAGCUCGAUGAGCACCUUUACAUUGAUAUCAUGGGUAGCUUCAGAAGGGGCAAAGCUACUUGUGGCGAUAUUGAUAUCAUAGUGACUCGACCAACCUCAGAUGGGAUAACACAUGCAGGUCUUCUUCCGGAGCUGCUUGCCCGUCUGCAUGCUGCAAAGAUCCUGACAGAGGAUUUGGCAUUGCCUGAUGAUUUUUCCGCUCUCGAAUUAUGUUAUCGUGGAUUGUGUAAGCGUCCCGAACCCGAUGCAAAGCAUCGACGCAUCGAUAUCUUAUGUGUUCCUUGGGAAAAUAGAGGAGCAGCCCUCCUUUACUACACGGGCGAUGACAUUUUCAAUCGGGCCAUGAGAAUGAAGGCAAAUGUUCUCGGGUAUUCUCUCAAUCAACGAGGUUUGUAUGGAGGCGUGGUUCGAGACCCCCGGAACAGACGUGUCAAGAUUUCUGAAGGCAACAUUGUUGCGUCUGAGACGGAAGAAGAAAUAUUUAAAAUUCUAGGGGUACCAUGGCAGGAGCCGCAUGAACGUGUACGGGGUUGA
Molecule: messenger RNA, 2040 nt
Organism: Suillus fuscotomentosus
Lineage: Eukaryota; Fungi; Basidiomycota; Agaricomycetes; Boletales; Suillaceae
Exons: 18
Coding region: 1-2040 (679 amino acids)
Biological process (GO): double-strand break repair via nonhomologous end joining
Cellular component (GO): nucleus
Molecular function (GO): DNA-directed DNA polymerase activity; DNA binding
Source: RefSeq, a predicted model, not a curated record